This is a messenger RNA of Phytophthora nicotianae INRA-310, 4298 nucleotides long. RefSeq lists its product as hypothetical. The transcript is spliced from 2 exons. The coding region runs from base 91 to 3846 and encodes 1251 amino acids. NCBI's taxonomy places the organism in Eukaryota, Oomycota, Peronosporomycetes, Peronosporales, Peronosporaceae. The record is from RefSeq and is a predicted model, not a curated record. Gene Ontology annotation, molecular function: protein binding; fatty-acyl-CoA binding.
CCUGAUAUGAGACGUACCGAAAGAAACGGUUGUGCCUCUUCGUGUGCAUAAAUCUACUGACCAUGCUCGACUGCUACUCCCUGCAGCACGAUGGAUGAUCUCACUACGUUCCUCAAUAGCGUCGAGUCCAGCGCCCGGAAGAUCCUCAAGCAGCAGAACAAGAGACAGCAGCAACAGGCUGCCAGAGAUCGUGUGGCGCUCAUCAAGGGAUCAACUCAAGCUGCACCAGAGACCAAUGGCAAAAGUAUCACGCCCACGCGAGAAGAGUUGCGAGUCACCUAUGCUUCAGGUGGCUCUCUCAUCAUUCCUGCUCCAAUAUCUCCAGUCAUCAGCAACCAGCAGCCAAUCAAGCGUCCACGCUCACCAAGUCGCAGCGAAGAUUCGAGUGACGAUGGAUCAUUGCCAAGGUUGCCACCUCCGCGCUCUCCAGUCGCUUCCGUCCCACCUGGGAGCAUUUACUCGCCACUGCAACUCCCAGCGAUCAACCGAAAAGGAAAACAGGCGCCAGGUCCAAACAACACACCAGGUAAACGCUCAUCGGCUCUUAAGCUGCUCGAAUCGCCGUUGUACAAGUCACUGACGAAACUUCGAGCCGACACGGGAGGAUUCGGGUCUGCAGGGGCAUCACCUGGCCAGAAGCUCAAGAAGACGCUGCACGACGUGGAAAAUGUGGCUCUACUACUGCGGAAGAUGGGACUGCAUGACCCGACAGGGGCAGCAUCUCCAGCUCAUCGAGCAGAUCACGCUGUUGACAAGCGAAUGUGCAACGCGUGCUGGGCCAAACCUGACAAGAUGACUGGCUGUGAACAUCAUUCCCGAGUUUAUCCAACCGGCAAAAGUGCCAAAAGUAUCGAGGGGGAUGCCCUAUCAUUUCUGACAGCCAUGGAGUUGCAAGGACCCACAAGUUGGUUGUCAGAUGAUUUAUUCGUCAAAUACCGCAGUGAAAAAGAUCGAGAGAAAUUGUGGUUUGCCUAUGUGGAGCUGAAAAGGCAACAGCAAGAAAUUGAGGCGCGGGGGACUGCAAACGCUAAAGAACAAGCGAGUCUUGCUGUAAUUCCUAUCGUGACACGACACCCAAUUUGUGCAUUGUUUGAGACGCUUCAAAACCUUGAGAACUUGCGAAUUCAAGCCGAAACUCGCAAGCGAAAUCUGACAAAAACGUUCAUUUUCGACGUGAAUCACAUUUGGCUCACGAAUCUUGAUCACUUUAACCACCGACCUACACGACAUCGUAUACUGGAUUCACCAGAAGAAGAAAGUGAACGGAUCGAUCCUGAAAGCCACGCGCUAAGUGGUCGACGAGAUGAACGGGCGAUACGAGAAGGAUAUUCACAGAUUCAGUCGAUUUCCAGUGAACGAGCGUUGAAACGGGCCGUGUCCAUCGAAAGCGGGUCUUCCUAUCGACAACCACCGCAAAACAGCUCAUUGUUAAGAUCUACAACCACUCGGCGACGAAAACCUUCGUCAAGACGCAAUUCUUUCCAGCCAUUGAGUUUGUUGAUUUGCGGUAGAUGGGAUCCUGAAAACCACCCAAAUGCUCUACAACGAGUACCGGGAGUGACACUUGUGGGGAACAGACCUGUGCUUUGGUGGAGAUACGAUCCAGACGAAAUCUCUGAAGAAGGUGAACCUCCUGAAUACACAAAAACUGUGGCUAUGUUUGAGCGUAACAGCAAGCUAUCGUCCUCAAACGCCAUAGUUGUGAUGCUGGUACUUGCGUUAGACACACCGAUACUGUCUCCAUUGUGGCUUGCAUGGCAUGUUGGUUCGAAGAUGCCACCUCCGGAGCUUGAAGCUGCGGUUUACAGCCUUGCAGAGGCCGAAACAGGCUUUGGUCGAGUAAUGGCGUUUGUUUCUCCCUGUCGUGGUAGUCUGUUAAGUACACGCUUGGAUUCAGUACUCGACGAGUUGUUACCUGGUACUAUUACACUACUUAACGAUGCAGCGCAAGAAGAAGAUCACUGGCUGCAACUCGUAGAUCAUUCCUCUUCACCUGUGGGACACCGUCGAGGCUGGAGCGAAUUCUCAGAUAGACAUACCUUUCGUCAGUGGCUUUUGCUGACACAAGGACGUACUGUGACCCCACGUUACGACGUUGUUGCGCAGUAUUGCAGCGUCACUAUCGCGCAUCCGAACGCCCCGGGUGUUUGUGGUCGAUACUGUUGGCAUGAGGUAGAUCCCGUUGAGGAUCUCUUGUGUCGGCGUCGUGUGGAGAAGGAUCUGCUAUACAUCAUACAGAACCACUUGACUAGUGGACCCAACGAUCCCACGUACUUCAGUGUGGUCAUGAGUCAUGAGACCAUGGCAGACGUACUAGGAGCUCGACUAUCGAGUUACUUGGCGAUGGUAGCAGAGCGUGAGGCUCGUGCAGCUUACGAGAAGAAACUCUAUGAGAUUGAGCAGAAGCUCGAGGCCGGUCGACUGGCAUUGGAAGCGAAGCGACAAGAGCAGAAAAGGUUAGAGCAGGAACUCGAGGCUGUAGCAGCUCAAGCUGAAGCUCGAAGCAAAGGUGGAGUCAACAGCGCUACGGAAGACGCUAUUGCACAGGAGUGGGCUCAAAGAAUGACUCAGUCUAUUGUAUUAGAGCAGCAAGGACUGUGGGAGAUGCGAGAGAUCACUGUCGACUCCAGUGGUGUUGUGUUCUACCACUCGUUGAAUGAGAGACUACCCGUGACGCAUCGAUUUCUAUGGGAACAGCCGGAGGAAUGGGUUGUAAAUGAGGAAAACGACGACGAAGACUCCAAGUCCUUCACUUCUCGAAGCGCAGUUAGCUCUACUGUUUCUACUAUCACCACCAAGCAGCGAGUGAACUCAGAGGCGCAAAAUGAGUUGAUGCGAUCUCUGCUGGAAGAUGAGCAAUUCUUGCACCAACUUAAAGCGAAACUGGGCUUGACGUCUCGAUCCCGACCGACAUCUCGAGCCACCGCACGGUCAGGCAAACCCAGUCACUUUUUCGAAGACGAAGAGGACGAGAAUGACGCGCGACAAGUUGAUUUAAACGACGAAAUGGCCGCGUUGGUGGAUGAAGGCAUGGACCGGUCCAAGUCAACUCUGAUAGCCACCAAGAUGGCGAAGUUGCAGCUUCAAUUGCCAGCCAAGACUCUUCAGCCGGUGAAUCAUCGUGGUGAAGGCUGGAAACGACUCAAAACCUCGCGGUUGCCACCAAAUUUCGCUCGGAGCGUGUACAGCACACACACGGAGGGUCCUCGCUCGAGUUUUAUCAACCAAACUAACCACGCUACCCCCGUUGGUAUGCUGGAUCCGGCCGAUUGUUCCCCUUAUGACCCACCUGAGUUCAUUCCCGAGUUGCGAGCACAUUUCGUGCCGCGGGCAUCGGAGGAUUUACAUGAGAAGAAGAGACAAUGGGCCGAACUGCUGCGCUCCCAACAGACAGCAGAGACGCCCAAUGCGGUUGUUCGACGUGGAGCAGUGUCGGUAGAACCGACCGACGACUUGUUCGAGCCCGAUCCGAGCCAGCAGAACGAGACCAAGGAGCAGAUUGAGGCUCGCGCUCUACUUUGCGCUCGCAACAACAACCUCGAAGGCCUUGAGCUGGCGCUGGACCAGGGCGUGGAUGUCAAUACACGCGACAACCAUGGCAACACGCUGUUCAUCCUUGCGUGCCAACAGGGCAACAAACGUCUGGCCAAGUUUCUGCUGCGCCGUCGUGCAGAUAUGAACCUGCAGAAUCUGAACGGCAACACGGCACUGCACUACUUGUAUGCGUACAAGCACACGGAUCUGGCCGAAUAUCUCAAGGCGAAGGGAGCGAAGGACACGACCCAGAAUGCAGCGGGUCUCACCUGCUACGAAGGCCUAAGCCAGGACGACGUAGACAGCAUCUAGACCAGCAUUUGAUACUUGCCACAGCAAAAACAACAGAAGCAACGCCAUAAGUCUAGACAAAACAAAAUAGGGAUGAAUUUUGAGCGAGACAAGAAGCAAUUUCCAAACGACAUUGCACUGUCCUGAGGGAAUAUGAAAACCUAGUACAUGUCGCCCUCGAAGAGCACCUCGUCCUCUUUCUUGCGGUAGAUCUGGUCGCCCUCGUGCAGUGAGACUUCCAGACUGGCAGGGCCGAUGGGACGCUGCAGUGCCACAGGCUGUUUCUCGCCGGCCGUCAGCGGCGUCAUGAUCUCCUCGUAGUCGUCGGUGGCCUCCUGUUCGCGCAUCAGAGCCGUCUGGCGAGCGCGUUCACGCACCUUGGCGCCGAAAUGGAUGAGACACAUGAGCAGCGCCACGCCGCCGAUGACGAUGGCCGUGAUUGCAGCCCCACUCAGCGUGGUCGUCUUGGAGGC